Messenger RNA from Camellia sinensis, 2787 nucleotides. The record is from RefSeq and is a predicted model, not a curated record. Lineage: Eukaryota; Viridiplantae; Streptophyta; Magnoliopsida; Ericales; Theaceae.
AUAUGCAACAUAUAUACAUGUACAAAGAUUUAGAUAUAUAGGUGUAUUUUGGUUGUAGUGUCAUAGGUGUCCUUAUGGGUGCUCAAAUUAUUUGAGAAAAGUCUUCAGAGGCUGAGAAAUAGUAGGUGGUGUAUUGACUCAAAAUCUUCGUUUUUUUUAGUUUUUUUUAUAUAAUUUUUUUUGGGUGCUGAUUAAUUGGGGGGGUUUAGAAGAAAAACAGAGAGAGAAAACCCAUGAUUUUAAAGAUGAGAGGUGGGGCACUGAUCUAGAUUUAUGGGAAGAGAAGCCAAAAUCUUGAGGUUUUUCUGGGAAGUUUGGUGAUUCUUUGGACAAAAUCUCAACUUGAGACAAAAGCUUUUUGUCUCAAGUUGUAAGUUCUACUACAUAGUCCCAAUUGCUUUCUCUUUUUUUGUGCUUUGCUGUGUUUGGAUCAAGAAAUUGAGAUUUUCCUUCUGCUUCACAAAUCUUGCUCAAAUUCUUGAUCCAAACAUAGGCUUAGUGAUUAAUAGUUUUAGGGCAUUGAUUUUUAUCUGUUGUCUGAUUUGAUUCAUGUACCUUGUUUUUUUUCUGAAAUCAGAGGAUUGGUUAAAGAUAGCAAAAAAGGGGGUAAUUUUAGUGGUCUCAAGCAUUAUUGUAAAAAAGGUGAUUUUGGUUUGUGUGGUUGAUAAAGUUUUGGAUCAAGAUUGUCAAGAUUUAACUACCCAUUUCAAUUGCACUGCUUUUUUGGAUUUCUUGUGUUGAUUUAAUAAUAAAGGAUUGUUUGGGUUGUUUCUCUGAUUAUAACCAGAAGUCACUGACUAUUGAAACCGCAGUGUAUUGAUUUGAAAUCAAUCCAAUUGAGAAGAGAAAGAGAUAAUAAAAGUAGUUAAAAAGAGUAGUUUAAUUUGGUUGUGGAACAUUUCUAGGGCUAGGGUUCCACAGUGAAGGGAGUUGAUGGAGGAAUUGUCUUCGGCAAUUGCUGUGCCAUUUGUGUUGGGUAACUUGAUCUAUGACGAGUCAAUUGGUACAACCCAUAUGGAAAUCAAUGGGAUUGAGCUAGUCACUAGCAAACCCUCUGUAACCAAGCUUCCUUUGGUGUGUAUUGGCACCGGAAAUGGAAGUUACGGUUGUAAUAAUCUUGAGGGUGAAUCUAGUAUAGUGACGGUGUCUGCAAUAGAAGAACUCAAUAAAGGAAGAGUGAAAACAAAGACGGUGACUGAAAGUGGAAAUGUUUUGGUUUCAAGUGACACUGCUGAUCAAGAAUGUGGAGGGGCCGAGGAAUGUAGAGCUUUAGAGGGGAUUUCUAAGACGGAUUUGCAAAAUCCUAGGAAUAUUCUAAAAAACAGUGGGAAUAUUCCGACUAUUAAUAAUUCUGAUUUGUUGGAGACAAAUACCACGCCGAAGGCUGUAGGGAAUCUGGCUACGGUGGCAGUGAAUAGUGAGGUUGAGGUCAUUGAAUCUGAUGAGAAAUUGUCUAGUGGUCUUAUUGAGGUGUCACAGGAAAAGAAGAUGAGCGGAACAGGUGGUCAAAGUGUCUUUGAGUUGGGUUGUGUACCGCUUUGGGGAUGCACAUCUAUCUGUGGAAAGAGGUCAGAGAUGGAAGAUGAUGUUGCAACUUUACCACAAUUUUUGAUAAUACCUAUUGAAAUGCUAAUGGGCAGUCAAGCUUCAAAUGGCAUGAAUCAAAAUAUAAGUCAUGUAACGGCUCAUUUUUUUGGAGUCUAUGAUGGACAUGGGGGCUGUCAGGUUGCUAAUUAUUGCCGCGAUCGCAUUCAUUUGGCUUUGGCUGAGGAGAUAGAAAUUGCAAAUGAGGAUUUGCGUAACGGAGGCUUCAGGAAUAAUUGGGAGGAACAGUGGGAGAAAGCCUUCUUGAAUUGUUUUCUGAAAGUUGAUGCCGAGGUUGGAGGAUUUCGCGUAGGUAGUCGAGGCAUUGCUGAUGCCUCUGAGGGUUGUCUUGAACCAAUUGCUCCGGAUGCUGUUGGAUCUACCGCUGUGGUUGCUAUUGUUUGUCCAACCCACCUCAUUGUCGCAAAUUGUGGUGAUUCAAGGGCUGUUCUAUGUCGAGGGAAAGUGCCACUGCCAUUGUCAGUAGACCAUAAACCAAACAGAGAAGAUGAGCUUGCAAGGAUAGAAGCUGAAGGAGGCAAGGUGAUUCAGUGGGACGGAUUCCGUGUUUCAGGUGUACUUGCAAUGUCAAGGUCCAUUGGUGACAGAUAUUUGGAACCAUAUGUUAUUCCGGACCCAGAAACGAUGUUUGUUCCACGAACGAAAGAAGACGAAUGCCUUAUCCUAGCCAGUGAUGGUCUGUGGGAUGUCAUGACGAAUGAGGAGGUUUGUGCCGUGGCACGAAAGCGGAUCCUUCUCUGGCAUAAAAGAUACGGUGAUACCAUCAUGUCUGCGGAACGAGGCAAGGGAGUUGAUCCUGCAGCUCAAGAUGCAGCAGAUUACCUCUCAAGACUUGCUCUCCACAAGGGAAGCAAAGACAACAUCUCUGUGAUUGUUGUGGACUUGAAAGCUCAAAGGAAAUUUAAGAAGAAGACUUGAUGUCGGCACUCAACUAAACGAUUUGGAGCUGAUGAAGACAAAGAAGCACGAGAGCUGUGCCCGCACAAUAUGCUUUUCUGCAGCUUUCCCUCCAAUGAAAGAUUAGAUAGUUUUGGGCAGGACAGAUGGGAACCAUGAGGUAAAGCCUCUGUAAAAGCAAUCGGCCAAAUGCGUGUGUAUAUUAGCUCCUCGUUCCCCCUCUUAUCUAGGUAUUCUUGGAGAAUAAGUUAAGCAUUAGUUCAUCACUCUUUCUUUUGAUUAUAA